AUGGUCACAAAAAAAGCUGGAAAUGCAGGGACUGCUACUGUGAAGGGGUACGGUAGAGGUGAUAUUCAUCCCAAUGUUUCUGGAAGCAAAGGUAGUAAUUGGAAUGGAGGGAAUAACAAAAGAGGAAGCUAUAAUAGUGUUAAUAAGGGUAAUAAAGGUUGGAAUAACAGAAGUCAUAGUGGGAAUUGGAAUAGGGGGAGUGUUAGCCAUUGGAAUCAUCAAAAGAAACAGGAGUUUGUUGCUGCAAAUAAUAAAUCUUUCAUUGUAGAUAAGCAGGGGCAUAAUAGGAAAGAGAGUGUGGAUUCUAGGAAAAAAGAUGAAAAGAUAUCAACAGAAUCCUGUCCUGCUUCUGAUUUGUUGGUCAAUAAUUCUGACAGUGGUCAAACUGAGGCUAUAGAAUCUAAAUGUGAUACCAGGGUGAAUUCCAAUCUUGGGAACCAUGAUUGUUUAAACCUAUGA
Molecule: messenger RNA, 459 nt
Organism: Lactuca saligna
Lineage: Eukaryota; Viridiplantae; Streptophyta; Magnoliopsida; Asterales; Asteraceae
Source: the annotation of a GenBank genome assembly